ACAGCAGUUGCUCACUCGGAUGCAGCGGGUCGGCAGUGGUCUCCCCAAAGGGUACCAGGUGGCGUCCCGGAGUACCAGCGCAGCCCUCGCACAACAAAACCAGUUGGUCACACUGCCAAUACAGCUGCCCAAGGAUGAUGUGACAGCUGUGCGGGACAAUGUCCACGCGGAGAAUGGUUUCCAGAUGAAGAUGGAUGCCCAAGGCUUCACUCCGGAGGAGCUGGUGGUGCAAGUGGACGGCCAGUCCCUGAUGGUGACGGGCCAGCGGCAAGCGGAGAGCUACAGCCCGGAUGGGGGCAGCUACCGCGUGGCGCAGAGGGUGCACCGCCAAAUGUUACUACCGCCGGACCUGGAUCCUGCCGCCAUGACCUGCUGCCUAACCCCCUCGGGCCAGCUGUGUGUCCGAGGCCAGUGUGCGGAGCUGCCUUCCCCUGAAGCCCCAGCAGGACACUCCUCAAGACUCAAGGAUCGCGGUUCUAAGAAGGGUUCCAACCUAGUCUGACCCAGUAAACCACCACCAUAGUGAGCAGCAGCCUUAGAGUCCGUGGUCUUUUCUUGGGGUUGAGUCAGAAGUGGAGGUGUAAUGAAGGUGAGGGAGACCAGAAAGACACCUUAAAGUGGUGGUCCACGAAGAAUCAGGCCUCUGUGGUCCUGGGAGAAGGUAGGGGACAAGGGGAGGGCAAUGUGGUCCUGCUCAGCUCAGCUUGGACCAAUAGCCCUAACCCUUAGCGGCAGAGAGCAGCAGCGCCAGCAGGGAGCAGCAGAGAGCUGGGAGGGCCCAAGAGUCAUCUAGUUCCAGAGCCAGCAGAGGGCCCACAAGAGUCCAAGGAACAGAUGGCUUGGACCUGGUGUUAGGUUGCUAUCUCGGCCUUAUGAGCAGUCCAAAGUUCCAGAGGUCAUUGGUGUUCUUCAGGGAAGAGGGUGAGAGGACCCAGUCCCUCACAGUCCUGAUACAGAUUAACCAAAAACCCCAAAGAACUUGCUUCUGGUGUUUCAGAGACCAAUUACUUUGUUUUUCUUUUAUGUGUGUGUGGUUUUGAUUUUGAGACCAACUAUUUUCAAAUUCAGACUGCACAUCACCCCAAUUUAUCCUGGAGGUCGUAGGGGAGAGGAAAACACAGGACCCUCAACUUCAAACAGUGAGAUUUGGUUGCAGGUCACUCUUACUCCACUCCCAUGCCAUUAGCACCGGUAACAGUAAGGGCCUCUUUUUUUGGUUACCAAGACCACUAUCCCCUCACAUGGGGUUGGGGGGGCAGCUUUUGUUUAACAAGAUUUAGUGGUCCAUUUUAAAUUCUAGUAAGCUAGAGAGGAUACAGUCUGAUAAAUUCUGCCAGAGAAAGACAAGACAAGCAGGAGGUCGAUCCAUCGGCUGACUAUAUUGACAAGAUACUGAUUGGUUACAUGUUGAAGAAAACAUACAAUACAAAAUACAGAAAAAGUUGGUUCCAUUCCCUCCCACUUC
Messenger RNA from Miniopterus natalensis, 1465 nucleotides. RefSeq names its product heat shock protein family B (small) member 9 (gene HSPB9). The record is from RefSeq and is a predicted model, not a curated record. Gene Ontology annotation, cellular component: cytoplasm; nucleus. Lineage: Eukaryota; Metazoa; Chordata; Mammalia; Chiroptera; Miniopteridae.